AUGGAGGACGUGUCGCAUCUUUCGAACUUAGACAUCGAAAUCCGCAAAUCCCACAGCAUCCACAACUUGCAUGAGGUUAUAACAACUCACAUCCACAACACCACCUCCCACUCCCUUUCUACGUUCAACUACUAUUUACAUCAACAACAGCUCAAAAUCCACCCCGAUUUCCAAUACAACAAGCACAACGAAUCCAUUUUUGACGACGAGAAACUAUUCCCAAGUUUGACAUCUACAACGGCCAAGGACGAAGUCACCUAUGACCACUCGCACAAUAACGCUGGUGGUGCCGAUGACGUUCUAGUGAAGUUCGAUAACGACAAUCCCGACAUGAUUAACUGUGCAACUUUGCGAGCAUUGAUUGUUCAAUUAACGUCGCCGGAAGUUAUAGACUAUAACUUGGUGUGUGACUUCUUUCUCACCUAUAGAAUGUUUUCUACCAGCAGCGACGUAAUGGAUUUGCUAUUAACAAGAUUGAUCUGGUCAUUGCAGUAUAUCAACUCGGAAUCUGACACAAAUAUAAAGUUAGGAAAAUUGGUCUUGUUGCGAACAUUCGUGGUGUUGCGGCAUUGGAUCAUAAAUUAUUUUGUUGAUGAUUUCGAAGAAAACAGUUACUUGUGUGAUUUGUUUUCAACCACCUUGAAUAAAAUAACCGGUGAAUCCAAUUUGGUCCAUAAUCAAGAUGAAGAAGACGAAGAUCAUUCUAUUUUCAUAUCCAAGAUAUUGGGAGAUUUGAAAAUGCAUUGGUUGAAUCUACAAAACCAAUUUUGGUCCCUUGGAAUUGAAUUAGACGCAAUCAUAGCUAGUCAUGACAUCAUAAAUUAUGAAUUACCGCUGUACCCCCAUCGUUACAACAAAUUAUCAAAAUCAAACACCGAGUUGUCAUUACAUACCAAUCCGUCAUAUCGGAGAUCAGCAAUGUUAUCCUUGUAUAAUCAAAAGGCCAUGCAUAAGAUCCCUAUUUUUGAUGACAGCCCCAAGGAAAACCCUCAAUAUUCAGUUAAUAACUUGUUUUUACAACAUCGCUCGUCUCGAGUUUCAAUCACCAAUAAAUUGCAACAACACCAGAAUCGAGCGGAAAGAAACCAAUACCAAAUCAAACAUUCAUCAUCUGUACAAUUAAGUCCACCAGCACCUGUAACACCACCUAGACAAGUACGAGGAAAGAAGCAACGUGAAAAGAAAAUCUCCAAACUGAAACAUUUGCAUAUUAAAGAUUCAGCAUUGGACUUGAAAAAGACAAAAACGGUUAGGAAACAGCAAUCACUUAAGGCAAUUCCCACCAUUAGUGAAAAUAAAACCCAAGAAUUAGAAGACGAAGUUGAAGAACACCCAACUCAUGUGAUGAUACAACAAAUAUCUCCAGAUCCAUUUUCUCGAUCAACAACACCACAGAGCAUAGAAACUUAUGAUCAAGCGGGAUUCUCCACCAAUGGGAACAUCAAACUUCCAACUUCUCAGAUUGUAAAAAUAGUCCCACCAACACCGGCCAAGAAAAUGGAUUUUGUAUUAGUAGGAUCGGGCAUAACCUCUCCAGUAGCUUCACCAAAGAGAAAAAGGAACAAUAGUAAUACAACCGGUUGUUUCAAACCUCCAGUCGUUGAACCAGAAUUUGUCCGCAAGAAUUCCGUCAAGAAAUUAAUGGAAGGGUUCAAGAAAACAUUGGUCAAUCAUAAUUCCGGAGCCUCACUCACAUCUAAUACUUCUCAAGUCACCGAAACCGGUCAUCUGGAACACGAAGGAAUCAAUAAAUUAAUCACAAAUGCCAAUAAUGACAUGGAUGGUGGCCCAAUUGGAAAUCGUGUCGAUGUAUUAAGUGCCAGAAUUAUAGAUGAAUUGGAAUUUUUAAUCCAUCAUUACAUGAGAAAUGAGUCUGCGCCAAACUUAACUAUUCAUUCACCCGAGCACAAAGAUGAGUUUGAAGAAGUUGAUCUUGAUAGUAAAAAGUCACAAUCUAUUCAAGAUAUAAGUGUUAUGGAUAUUAAUAAUUUAUCAGAGUUGAACAUUCACAAAAUUGACAAUUUAAUCAAUGACAACGAUCCAAUCCAAAAGUCAAUGGUUAGUGCCAAGCUAACACCAUCCAAUGAGAAUAUUCUUGAUACUGUUUUGUUAGAAUCAAAUCAAUCUUCCUUCCGAAAAGCAGCUAGUAUUAAUUGGAACGAUGAAGGAAAUUUAAACUUUGACCAUUCAAAGAGUGAAGAGGUAUUAGAUUCAAGCUCUAAUGUAAAUGUGAAUGGUUUCACCUCUGCCAGCGAUGAAAAGGCUUCUUUUAUUGACGCAAUCGAUGAUCUUGAAGACAUGGGCGGUAUUGAAGGUAUCAAUGAUAACGCAGAUGACGAUGAAUUUGAGUUUCUGAACCAUCAUGAAAAUACGAGGACAUUGGCUCCGGAAAGAAUAACACAACCAAGGUUCAGUUUUGAACAAGGUGUUGAAAGCUCAACCGUUUAUACAUCGUCUGGUAAUUUCAGUCAAUACGAUGUGGAGAUUGCUGAUUUGGGAAUUGCCCUUAGUCCACAGCAAAUGAAUCAGAAUAAGAGAAUUUCCAUACUAUCUCGAGGCUCUUAUGGUUCUGCAUUGAAACGAGAUUCAGUAAAAUCGUAUAUCAGUUAUGAUUCUGCUUUUUCCAUCACCAAUGAUUCAAGACAUUCCGCCAAUUAUGAUCCUAACGACUGCGGCUUGAAGAAGAAGACUGGAUUCAAUAAUCUCCGAUACUUGAACAAUGACAAUAGAUCGAAUCCGAUUAUCCUGUCUGUCAACAAUGGUGUUGUAUUUUCCCAAAUAUCCCGGUCAACAUCGAAAAGCUCACGCAAGAGCGUUGGAACCAGGUUUAGUACCCUCUGUGCCUUGACUGAAUUACCAUUUAACGAACUUGAUACUACAUUGGGUGCUAUACAACGUAAAUCUCAUGUAGGUAAUUUCCGGGGAAGAGGAUCAAGACUGUCAACUGAUAUGGCUGAAAGUUCUAUAUUUUCAAUAGCUAUGAAGAGCAACAAGAGCAAUUCAAUCAAGAACACAACUCACAAGGAAUCAUUAGUUUCAAGUAGUUCUACCAAGAAUUCCGUGGCUAUUCCUGGAAUCAGUCAUUAUGUUCUUAAAGAAUUGGCAGCUAUACCGGAUGAAACAAUUCAAUCUACUGAAAACCCAAUCGAAUUUGCAUUUCUUAAAUUGGAAGGGAAAUCAUCUUCUAAACUGGUAUUAAAAGGAAAUGAAGAAAAGGCUGCUAUAGAUGUUCCUGCGCCUCAAAGCGAUGAUCAAUUACUUCAAGUAGAUCAAACUGAAGAUAUUUUGGAUGCUAUUCAUAAUGCCAAUACUGAAGAUGCGAUUGGUUCCCCUGACAUAUCUGAAAAAGAGCUCCCAUUGACGGCAACUAGACAAAAUACAGAAAAUGAAGUUAAUACAACUACGAUUCUUGAGGGUCCUUUGGUUUCAACUCCAUAUCAAACUGACAAUGAGGAGGAGGAGGACGACAACAACAAUAUCGAUAUUGUUGGUCCUACAACUUCGACUCCAAUAAAAGACAAUCUGAAUGCCCAGUAUGAAUAUACCAAUACCUUUGCCGAUGAUGACGACGACGACGACGAUAUUGAUGGUUUUAAUUUCUCGCAACCAAUGAUGCCAUCAUCCCAUAAUUUAGGAUAUGAUACCCCCAAGACUAUUUUGGAUAAUUAUGAACCUUCUAAAGAGGUAUUAUCAGUUGAAGAAAUUAUGCAUAACAAUACCCAUAUUUCAUUCGUUCUUUCGUAUGAUUCGAAAUCACUUGCUGAUCAUUUCACUGUGAUUGAGAGAGAUAUGUUGCAAGAAAUUGAUUGGAGGGAAUUGAUUGAGUUGAAAUGGAAUAAAGAAUUGACACCUGUAAAUAGUUGGUUGGAAAUCAUUGUUAAUGAUAAUUACUAUGAUCAGAAUAAGGGGGUUAACUUGGUGAUUGCCAGAUUUAACCUUAUGGUUAAUUGGAUCAUUUCUGAAAUUCUCCUUACUAAAGAUCAUCAAGAACGAAUUAAUAUUAUUUCCAGAUUUAUUCAUAUUGCUCAAAAUUGUUAUGCCUUGCAAAACUAUUCGACAUUGAUGCAAAUCAUAUUAGCGUUGACAUCUGAGCGAGUUCAAAAAUUGAAGUCAACAUGGAGAAAUUUAUCACCGGGUGAUAUUUUAAUGCACAAGAACCUUGAAGAAAUUGCCCUGCCAUUCAAGAACUUCUUGAACCUUAGAUUAUCUAUCAAUCAAAUGAAACCUUCCCGAGGAUGUAUUCCAUUUAUGGGGCUUUAUCUUUCUGAUUUGACAUUUAAUGCUGAGCGGCCUGGAAUAAUCAAACGUCACGAUGAAGGUCAUGAGCAUUUAAUCAAUUUCUCCAAGUUUAGAACUUCAGUGCAUGUGGUUAAAUCUUUAUCACAAUGUAUAGAAUGGUCUGGUUAUUAUGACAUCAGGAUUCAAAGGGAGUUGCUUUCAAAGUGUCUUUAUAUUAGAAGUUUGGACGAGGAAGAGAUGAAUUAUUGUUUACAAGUUUUGCAUGACUCGUAGUGUUUAGUGAGCAUUUUAUAUUUUAGUUCUUUGUUUAUUUUAUUUAAUCUAAUUUAUUUUUAUAUCUUGUACA
Spathaspora passalidarum NRRL Y-27907 is the source of this 4585-nucleotide messenger RNA. RefSeq names its product mitotic regulator (gene LTE1). Gene Ontology annotation, cellular component: plasma membrane. Lineage: Eukaryota; Fungi; Ascomycota; Pichiomycetes; Serinales; Debaryomycetaceae. Gene Ontology annotation, biological process: Ras protein signal transduction; positive regulation of GTPase activity. The coding region runs from base 1 to 4512 and encodes 1503 amino acids. The record is from RefSeq and is a predicted model, not a curated record. The transcript has a single exon. Gene Ontology annotation, molecular function: guanyl-nucleotide exchange factor activity.